Messenger RNA from Paraphaeosphaeria sporulosa, 1373 nucleotides. RefSeq lists its product as uncharacterized. The record is from RefSeq and is a predicted model, not a curated record. Bases 116 to 1294 code for a protein of 392 amino acids. The transcript is spliced from 7 exons. NCBI's taxonomy places the organism in Eukaryota, Fungi, Ascomycota, Dothideomycetes, Pleosporales, Didymosphaeriaceae.
CCGAUGUCUGGGGAGUAUUUCGCAACAGAAUUUUGCUUACUUGACGUCUGCAUCCCCCUGGACGGACAAUCCCACUCCUUCGUCUGCAGCGGGUGGGCAACCUUGAGAAGCCAACAUGUCGGGCGUAUUAGCGGAGAUGUGGGCGUGGUUCGGAUUGACGGUGGUGGUUGUCGGUGCGCGGUUUCUGUCUCGACGAAUGCUCUUCAAGACUUUCAAGGCGCUACAGGCGGACGAUUGGCUGAUGUUGUUCUUGAUGCUCGUGUAUACAGCGUUGCUAGGAGUCAUCCACAUCCAAACAUAUACACCCACAAAUUUAAUAGAUCCGGAGGACACCGCUACCAUCGCAAGCCUUACAGCCGAAGACAUCAAGAAACGAGAGUAUGGUUCGAAACUUGUGCUGGUGACCGAGCAUCUUCAGAUGAUUGUUAUCUGGAGUGUGAAAGGUUGCUUGUUGAUAUUGUAUUCUCGUUUGACUAUGAGUUUGCGGCAUAAUAUCUUUGUCAAGUUCGUGGCCUGGUACGUUGUCCUCAGCUUCAUCCUGAUGGAGAUUCUGUGGUUCAUCUGGUGUCGACCUUUCCACUUCUACUGGAAGGUCCCUGCGCCAAGCCUGAACUGCUCGGCAGAAACGAACCACAUGAUCACGAACGCUGUGUUCAACUUAUCUUCGGACGUAAUGAUCAUCGCGCUUCCUAUGCCCGUCCUCAUCGGCUCGCAGCUCCCUUGGCAGCGCAAGCUCACACUCUGCUGUGUCUUCGCGCUCGGUAUCUUUACAAUAUUGGCGGCCAUCCUGAGUAAGUACUACUCUUUGGGCACGCCUUAUGGCAUCGAGUGGAUCUACUGGUACAUCCGCGAAGUAUCGACCGCCAUCAUCGCUGCGAACCUGCCCCUUACGUGGACGCUUCUACAACGAAUCUUCGGCAUGAGCAACUUCUAUUCGCGCAACAAGUCUUCGGACCCACGAUCCGGAAGGGUGACUGGUCAGAGUAAAUUCCGCUCUACGUAUGGGAACCUCACGAGCCGGACAAGAGAUACGGGCGAUAGAAAACCGAAGGACCCACACCCUAUCGACAUAAGUCCUUCUGAGAGCCAGGAACAAAUCAAUGGAGAGCUCGGCUACCCAUUGAAGAUUUGGCACCAGCAGGAAGUACAGGUAACAUCUGAGGAGGUGGAUCCCAACGAUCGUUCCUCGCUAUCCGACAAGUCGGAGAAGUCAGUGCCUGUACCUUCGAGCGGAGACCCACAGGUUCGCAACGGGGACAUGGGCAUCGUGACUAAGGUUUCCCAUGCUAUGUAAAAUGUAUUGCAAACAACCUCAUCGCGAGGAUGUUCCCUCUAUGGCUCUGCAGGCUGCACACAAAUCCACCACGGUCCGA